AUGAGAUUAGCCAACUGCGCAGGAGAUAUUAUAGUGCUCAAGUGUACGCGCAGACACAAGUGCACUCUCUAUUCCUAUCACUCUCAUACUCCGGUGGGACGACCACUCGACACGACCGUGUGGGAAGUUCUUAGUGACAGACUUGGAUUUGGGUUUUUUGUAAUUGCGCAAGUCGAGAUGGUGAGUAAUUUGAAAGAGCUGGCGGUACAGUUGUUCGACGCGGGGGCCGUGAGACUCGGAGACAUCGAAGCGAAGGUGGGCCGCCGUACACCGAUAUAUUUUGACUUGAGGAUCGUCGUGUCACAUCCAAAAAUUAUGAUGGCCAUCGCGAAGGAACUACAAGUGUUAGCGUCGGAUAUAGACCACGACAUCCUGUGCGGCGUCCCGUACGCCGCGCUCCCCUUCGCAGCCGUCAUGUCCGUCAACACCAACACCCCCAUGAUCAUGAAGAGGAAGGAAACCAAGCUAUAUGCAACUAAGAAAAUUCUCGAAGGCGUCUACAAACCUAAACAAAAAUGCCUUGUUAUAGAAGACGUAGUGACAUCUGGCGGGAGUUUGCUCGAAACUAUUAAUACUCUGCGCAACGAAUUAUUAUCUGUGACGCACGCCGUCGUAGUUCUUGACAGGGAACAAGGUGGCGCCAAUGUGCUUAAAGCAAAUGGCGUCCACGUUAAAGAAAUUUUUACAAUGACCGAAUUAAUUAAAAUAUUAAGAGAUGCCGGCAGAAUUACACAUGAAACUUUUGAAAUUGUCUCCGAUCACAUAAGAGAGUGCCAGUUCGGUAUGACCGAUAACUUUGAGCAA
Molecule: messenger RNA, 804 nt
Organism: Brenthis ino (lesser marbled fritillary)
Lineage: Eukaryota; Metazoa; Arthropoda; Insecta; Lepidoptera; Nymphalidae
Source: the annotation of a GenBank genome assembly